UUGAUUACGUCAUAUUGUUUUGGUACGCGCUGCCUUUUUUCACAUUGAGUUUGUAGCCUUCUAUUUUAUGAUCAAAAUGAAUAAAGGUAAAGUCAGUGGUGUGUCCUGGGUGAAACCAUCAGAACCAUCGUUUUUGAAAAAGUUUAAGAAUGAUGUUGGAUACAAAGAAGGACCGAACGUAGACACAAAGCGUCAGGUGAUGCCGACUCCAGACGAUGACAGCAGUGGCAGUGACCGGGAAGACGAGCAGCCACAGGUGGUGGUGUUAAAGAGCGGAGACCUCUCUGCAGAAGAGGCAAAGAUCAUCAAGGACCAGAUACAAGGGGACAAAGACAGUGAUGACAAGCCAGCUGAUGGCAAAAUCCUAUUCAAGAAACCGGCUAAACGCUCCUCAUCAGAAAAGUUUCAGGGCAUCACUGCGAGCUCCAGCAAAAGGAAGAAAAAUGUAGAUGAGGAAACAAACAAGAAGGAAGGCUCAGGUAAAAAGGUCAAAAACAACAGUCUGUUGUCAUUUGGAGGAGAUGAGGAUGAAGAGGAAGACUGAGUUUAACCAAGUCAGAGGGGACAGGUGCUAUCAAAUUCAAUCAUUUUACACAAAGAAAACAGCACUCACUUCUUCAUAAUGAAACCUUUGUAGCAAACAAACUGAUAAAAUUCUGUGAAAUGCAAAACUUUAAAAAUAUACCUUUCAUGUCCAUAUAGCAAGUUGUUGUGCAAAUAGUGAGAGGCUGGAGUGGUAUCUGUUCUUCAGUUGUGAAAUACUGAGGCUGAUUUUUAAACAUACAGUUGGCACAAAAUAAUACAGCGUGUAUCAUCAGUGUUUGCCAGCUCCUACUUUUGUACAGCAUUUUGAAGUUUCAAGUCAAGUAAGAUUUCUUUUGACCCUGAACUAAAUAUUGUAUAAUGCUGUUGUAGAUGUUAAUGCAUUUACAUUUUUAUGAGGUUAUCGAAUCAUAUUUUUGUUUCCUAGUCAAUUUGAACUUGUGGUGUGUUAAACUCAGUGUAUAUGCAAGUUUGCUGAUAAUUUAACAGUAUACUGUACAUUCAGUACUAUACUGAAUGUAUAAAUAUAUUUUGGCUUCGUCAAAGGAGCUGUAAAACAUGAUGUAGACAAUGCAUUCAGGGCAAUGCAGUUUUUAUGUGAGUAUGAUUUGUGUACGUUUUUAUACACUGUCCAUUGCUUAAACUGAACAUAUUAAAAAAAAAAAAAAGUAGAA
Boleophthalmus pectinirostris (great blue-spotted mudskipper) is the source of this 1217-nucleotide messenger RNA. Its product is annotated as KIAA1143 ortholog. The transcript is spliced from 3 exons. Bases 68 to 544 code for a protein of 158 amino acids. NCBI's taxonomy places the organism in Eukaryota, Metazoa, Chordata, Actinopteri, Gobiiformes, Gobiidae. The record is from RefSeq and is a predicted model, not a curated record.